Messenger RNA from Oncorhynchus kisutch (coho salmon), 3235 nucleotides. RefSeq names its product receptor for retinol uptake stra6-like. Gene Ontology annotation, biological process: vitamin A import into cell. The coding region runs from base 140 to 2317 and encodes 725 amino acids. Lineage: Eukaryota; Metazoa; Chordata; Actinopteri; Salmoniformes; Salmonidae. Gene Ontology annotation, molecular function: signaling receptor activity; retinol transmembrane transporter activity. The transcript has 18 exons. The record is from RefSeq and is a predicted model, not a curated record. Gene Ontology annotation, cellular component: plasma membrane.
UAUUUAUUGAUCGGGAAGUGCUGCGCUGCGUUGGGACAUAGCUGCGUUGGAGAGACGGUUAAUGAUCGAGCUUGGCUAGGUGGAUUUCCUCUGGUUUUCACCCAUCAACGUGGACUAUAGCAACAGAGACAAGAUCAAGAUGAACCAGACCAAGGUGGUAGAAGAGGAACCGUAUAACUACUAUGACUACUCAGACUGGUACUCCAACAAUAUGGAACCCACCAGACCUCCAAAAGAAGUUAUUCUCCCAUGUGACCCCACAGCGGAUGACCAGCUUUUUCACGUAUGCAUCGCUUCAGUAUCUCUCGUUGUGGUGCUGAUUCUAGCAGUCCUGAAGAGGAGAAAGAGUCUAUGUGAGGGUUUUGCCAGUGGAUCAACUGGUAUCUCAAGUCCAGUGAACUUCCUGGACCAGACGCAGCACAAAGCCCUAGCAGUAGCUGUGUUUGGGCUGGUCUUCAGCAAGCUGUCUGUAUUGGUCCUGGCUCCAGAUCCCCUGCCCUUCUCCAAAGACACCCCUCAGGAUAUCAAAGAGUACAUGAAGAUCAUCGCCAUCUUCUACUGGCCUGCCCUGUACUACCCACUCCUGGCCUGUGGUACGCUCCACAGUAAACUGGGCUAUGUGCUGGGCAGUCUAUUCUCCUGGACCCACUUUGCUGUCCUCGUCUGGCAGAAGAUUGACUGUCCCAAAACACCGGAGCUGUAUAAGUACUAUUCCCUGCUGGCCAGUCUCCCACAGAUCGGCUGUCUGGGAUUCCUCUGUAUCAAGUACCCACUACUGUUUCUCAAAGGUGCCAAGGCUAAUGGUUCUGAGGACCUGGAGAGCAGCUACUACACAGACUACGUGAAAUUAAUUCUAAAGAAGAAAAAGUCAAACGUCAGUACCUCUAUCAGAUCAGAUAAACCCAAACUGUUGGAGACAAUAAAAGACACAGUCAAGUCCUAUAUCUACACACCAGAGAAAGUAUUCCGAUUUCCACUAAAGCUGGCGAUCUCAGCAUUUGUGUCGUCCAUAGCAGUUUAUCAGGUGGCGCUGUUGCUGGUAAUACUGGUGAUCCCCACCCUCCAUAUUGUCCGUGCUGGUAUAGAUGACAAGUUCCCCUUCCUUCUGGAGGGCUUUGGUAUCGUCCUAUCAGAGGACAGGAUGGAGGUGGUCCAGAUUGUUAUUCACUAUACCUGGUGUCUGGAAGUGUGUUACCUGUGUGGGUUGACCCUGGCCUGUAUGCUCACCCUGAUCAUGCUGAUGAGGUCCAUGAUCCUUCACAGAUGGAACCUCCAGGGCUUGUACAGAGGAGAUAUUUACAACGUGUAUAAUUGCCAGAAGAGCAUCCGUCCGUCUCAGACAGGCCUAGUGUGUUGGAUGGGCUUCAUUGGAUAUCAGGCUGCUGUCAUCUCUUUAGGAAUGGUCUUCCAGACUUUGGUCUUCUUCAUCUGUUUUGUGUGGUUGGUGUUCCUCAUCAUCAUCCCCAUCUUGUAUGGCCAGAACCUUAUACUCUUCCAGGUCGCUGCCAAGGCCUGGCCUGUGUGGCUGACGUUGAUACUGACUAUUACUCUACAACACGUGACAGCCAGGUUUGCCUUCAUCAAAAAGGAUGCUGGGACAAGAGACUUGAACAACAGAGGCAGUCUGUUCCUGCUUACCUACCUGCUCUUCCUGAUCAACAUCGUGGUGGGGUUGAUAGCAGCCAUCUGGAGGAUGGUCAUCACUGCCCUCUAUAACAUCAUCCACCUGGGGCGCAUGGACAUCAGCCUCCUCAACCGCGCUGCUGAAUCCUACGACCCGGCUUAUUGUUACUACACCCACUACCUGAAGGUAGAGGUCAGCCAAUCCCACCCUGUGAUGAAGGCCUUCUGUGGGCUGGCGCUGCAGGCUGCCUCGGCUGGAGGUGCUGGGCAGAAGAUGCGAGAUGCUGAGGAAGGGAUCCAGCUGGUGAAUCAGGAGAAGAGACCGGACAAGGUGGUUAACAGCAGGAGGGUGCGGGCACGCUGGCAGUUACUCUACACGCUGGUCAACAACCCGUCUCUACUGGGGUCCAGAAAACACUACCAGCUGCAGCCCUCUGACAGCUUCGUGAACGGAAUGAACCGUAGCGCCGCGGCAGGAAUCAAGAAAGACGCCAGCAGCAAACCCACCGCUGCCGAGGCAGGCGCUGCCACACCCUCUGGUGCUGCCACACCCUCUGGUGCUGCCACACCCUCAGGCGCUGCCACACCCUCAGGCGCUGCCACACCCUCAGGUGCUGCCACACCCUCAGGCGCUGCCACACCCUCAGGUGCUGCCACACCCUCAGGUGCUGCCACCAACGCCGCUGCUAACUGAGACCAUGACACACGGUCAUGACUGAUGUCAUGUGGUUUAUGGGGUACGGACACCCUGCUGCUCUCUAUAGAACCCAAUGUUCCAACUGCUUCGUCUUCAGGGUAGCAGUUGACUGUAAGAGGUCUGUAAUUUCUGUGGGUUGCAGUCAAGUGCCUUGGCUUGUUCAGCUGCACAUGAAGUGAAUCUCUAUGUAUGUUGCUUUCUGUGUCAUAUUGUUGUCUGCAAUGUCGAUUUUAAAAUUUGCUGGUCUAUUAUUUAGUUUUUGGUAACGGUUGUAUGUGUUUGGUUAUGAUGCACAGAACACAUCCUGUUUUAGCAUCCACUAUCCACCCCUUCCUUUAAUGUGCUGCCCUUUAUCAGUUGUUUCGGUAAGUCUUCAGAGGUUUGAGAUAUUUGCUUUCAAAAUAUAUUUAAGAACAAUGAUACAUGUAUUUUUUGUGUAAAUUAAUGUAACUGACAUCACAAUCCAGAGUGAAAAAAAUCAACUGUUUUUCUCCCAGGUGGGAGAAUGUGAUUAAUAAGACUCUUAUUUUGAAAGAGAGACUUCUUUUCAAACUAAUAAAACAGUUUAAAGUAAAUACAGGGGAACAACAAAUGUGUAAGCAUGUUUUCAAGAACCAUGAUGACUGCGUAUGGAAACCCAUUUUUACAGAAGCCAAUAUUCAAUGCAGGUGCUUCUACACCUGCAUUGCUUGCUGUUUGGGCUUUUAGGCUGGGUUUCUGUACAGCACUUUGAGAUAUCAGCUGAUGUACGAAGGCCUAUAGAAAUACAUUUGAUUUGAUUUUGAAUUUGAUUUGAUUCAGACAGUUCAUUCAUAGUACAACAACCCCUAUUUUUGGCAUUUCACUAUAGAUCGAAUAACAUGCCAUGUUCGGAAGCUGCAAAUCAAUAAUGAACAAGCAUUCCUUGUCAAUACU